This is a messenger RNA of Indicator indicator, 2928 nucleotides long. RefSeq names its product Cbl proto-oncogene B (gene CBLB). Lineage: Eukaryota; Metazoa; Chordata; Aves; Piciformes; Indicatoridae. Gene Ontology annotation, cellular component: membrane raft; plasma membrane. Gene Ontology annotation, biological process: negative regulation of epidermal growth factor-activated receptor activity; cell surface receptor signaling pathway. The record is from RefSeq and is a predicted model, not a curated record. Bases 1 to 2928 code for a protein of 975 amino acids. Gene Ontology annotation, molecular function: receptor tyrosine kinase binding; phosphotyrosine residue binding; ubiquitin protein ligase activity. The transcript has 18 exons.
AUGGCCAAUUCCGUCAACGGCCGGAACCCACGCAAGGGACGGAUCUUGGGCUUCAUUGAUGCCAUUCAGGAUGCUGUGGGCCCCCCCAAACAGGCUGCUGCUGACCGGAGGACUGUGGAGAAGACCUGGAAGCUUAUGGACAAAGUGGUAAGAUUGUGCCAAAACCCAAAGCUUCAACUCAAAAAUAGCCCACCUUACAUACUUGACAUUUUACCUGACACUUACCAACAUUUGCGACUUAUCCUGGGCAAAUAUGAUGACAACCAGAAACUUGCACAGCUCAGUGAGAAUGAAUACUUUAAAAUCUACAUUGACAGCCUCAUGAAAAAAUCCAAACGGGCUAUAAGGCUCUUCAAAGAAGGAAAAGAAAGAAUGUAUGAGGAGCAAUCACAGGAUAGGAGAAACCUAACUAAGCUGUCCCUCAUCUUCAGCCACAUGCUAGCGGAAAUCAAGGCUAUUUUUCCAAAUGGCCAGUUCCAGGGUGAUAACUUCCGUAUCACCAAAGCUGAUGCUGCGGAUUUCUGGAGGAAAUUCUUUGGAGAUAAAACUAUAGUGCCAUGGAAAGUGUUUAGGCAGUGCCUUCAUGAAGUUCAUCAGAUAAGCUCUGGUUUGGAAGCAAUGGCUCUUAAAUCUACUAUUGACUUGACCUGCAAUGACUACAUUUCAAUUUUUGAAUUUGAUAUCUUCACUAGAUUAUUUCAGCCAUGGGGUUCAAUCUUAAGGAACUGGAACUUCUUAGCUGUAACACAUCCUGGAUAUAUGGCAUUCCUGACAUAUGAUGAAGUAAAAGCAAGAUUGCAGAAAUACAGCACAAAGCCUGGGAGCUACAUUUUCAGACUGAGUUGCACUCGUUUGGGACAGUGGGCCAUUGGAUAUGUGACUGGUGAUGGGAACAUACUGCAGACCAUACCUCACAAUAAGCCUUUGUUUCAAGCAUUGAUUGAUGGCAGCCGGGAAGGAUUCUAUCUGUUCCCAGAUGGACGAAGUUAUAAUCCUGAUUUGACAGGAUUAUGUGAACCCACACCACAUGAUCACAUAAAAGUCACCCAGGAGCAGUAUGAACUGUACUGUGAAAUGGGUUCCACUUUUCAGCUGUGUAAAAUCUGUGCAGAGAAUGACAAGGAUGUGAAGAUAGAACCUUGUGGACACCUUAUGUGCACUUCUUGCCUUACAGCGUGGCAGGAAUCUGAUGGCCAAGGCUGUCCUUUCUGCCGCUGUGAAAUCAAAGGGACCGAACCCAUCAUUGUGGAUCCCUUCGAUCCAAGGGAUGAAAACUCCAGGUGCUGCAGUAUUAUUGAUAGCUUUAGUAUGCCUAUGUUGGACUUGGAUGAUGAUGAUGACAGAGAAGAGUCUUUAAUGAUGAAUCGUUUGGCUUCAGUCCGGAAGUGCAAUGAGAGGCAGAAUUCACCAGUGACUUCCCCAGGAUCCUCCCCUCUUGCACAAAGAAGAAAACCACUUCCCGACCCUCUGCAAAUCCCACAUCUUAGUCUUCCACCUGUGCCUCCUCGUUUGGAUCUUAUUCAGAAGGGAGUGGCACGGUCACCAUGUGCCAGCCCAACUGGAUCACCAAAGUCUUCUCCUUGUAUGGUGAGGAAACAAGAUAAACCUCUGCCCGCACCACCACCUCCCUUGCGUGAUCCUCCACCGCCCCCACCAGAGAGGCCUCCUCCAAUUCCACCAGACAACAGGAUAAGCAGACACCUGCAUCACCCAGAAAGCAUGCCUUCCAGAGACCAGCCAAUGCCUCUUGAGGGCUGGUGUCCCAGAGAUGUCUUUGGGACAAGUCAGCUGGUAGGAUGUCGAGUAGGGAGUGAUGCUUCUCCCAAAGCAGGACUGACUGCAAUUUCCAACAUCAAUGGAAGGCACAACCGCCUAAGUUCUGAGUCAGGAUUUAUGAGGAAACACAGACGUCAUGAGCUGCCUGCUGAAGGUGCCAAGGUCUUUUCAAAUGGUCAUCUGAUAAAUGAAGAUUACGAUGUCCCCCCACGGCUUUCACCCCCUCUUCCAGCUGCCUCCAUCACCCCCAGUAUAAAGUGCCCUAUUCCUUCAGCAAAUCCUCUGUCUGACAAAUCAAGGGAUCACGCAGAUGGUGAUGAUGAAUACAAAAUUCCAUCUUCACAUCCGGUAGUACUGAGCUCGCAGCCAUCUCAUAGUCAUAAUAUGAAGCCUCGGGUGUGUGAGAAUGGUCAAUGUGCUGGAGUCAUGAAUGGAACACACAGUGCUGCUUCUGAGGUGAAGAAAUCCAAACAUCCAGAGUUAGGUAUGUUUCUUUCAGGAGAUGUCUGUGAUGCACCUACUGUUCCGGUACCCUUGCCACCUGCACGACCUCCUGCCAGAGACAACCCAAAACUCAGCUCUUUGCUCAACAGGACACCCUCCGAUUAUGAUCUUCUGGUGCCCCCUUUAGGUGAAGAUACGUUUGAUAACUCACCCCCUUUACUGCCACCACCCCCACCACCUGCUCGGCACAGCAUGUCUGAGCACACAAAACCUGCUGGCUCAGGAAGCAGACCUCCCUCAGGACAUGAACUGUUCCUUCAUCCUGAUCCUCAUUUUGACCCAAUAUCUGGUCAUGUUCCUUUGCCACCUGCUCGUAGAGUAACUGGAGAAAACGUCAAAACAAAUCGGACAUCUCAAGACUAUGAUCAACUUCCUCCCUCUACAGAUGGUUCACAAGCACCAGCCAGACCCCCUAAACCACUUCCUCGGAGGACUGCACCAGAAAUACACCACAGGAAAGCAUACAGCUCUGACAGUUCCACGGAAAAUGUGGAUGCAAAGAUCGCAAAACUCAUGGGAGAGGGCUAUUCCUUUGAAGAGGUCAAGAGGGCACUUGAAAUUGCCCAGAAUAACCUUGAUGUGGCACGUAGUAUUUUAAGAGAAUUUGUCUGUUUUCCUCCACCGGUCUCCCCACGUCUCAAUCUAUAG